Aspergillus ruber CBS 135680 is the source of this 390-nucleotide messenger RNA. RefSeq lists its product as uncharacterized. The record is from RefSeq and is a predicted model, not a curated record. The transcript has a single exon. The annotation marks the transcript as partial. Lineage: Eukaryota; Fungi; Ascomycota; Eurotiomycetes; Eurotiales; Aspergillaceae.
GGAGACAAUGCUGUUGUUCUCGUAUUGUAUAACUGCUAUCCUUUGUACGCAGUAACUUGAUCUAACUUUAAUCGACUAUUCCUGCAGAAUGCUCGGGAAAAUCGCCCUCGAAGAAGCCUUUGCCUUGCCUCGUUUUGAGGAAAAGACUCGUUGGUGGGCUAGUCUUUUCUCUACAGAUGCAGAACAACAUGUACGAGAAAUCACGGAUAUCGACAUGCUACGUAUCGAAUACGCCAAUAAGCAUGGUGUUGGCUACCAAAUUCUCUCGUAUACGGCCCCUGGUGUCCAGGAUAUCUGGGACCCGGACGAGGCGCACGCCUUGGCGGUUGAGAUCAACGAUUACAUAGCUGAGCGCGUUAGCAAGGCACCGGAUAGGCUGGGGGCGUUUGC